This is a messenger RNA of Malaclemys terrapin pileata, 1784 nucleotides long. RefSeq names its product telethonin-like. Gene Ontology annotation, cellular component: Z disc. Gene Ontology annotation, molecular function: protein-macromolecule adaptor activity; structural constituent of muscle; titin Z domain binding. The transcript has 2 exons. The coding region runs from base 169 to 738 and encodes 189 amino acids. The record is from RefSeq and is a predicted model, not a curated record. Gene Ontology annotation, biological process: skeletal muscle thin filament assembly; detection of muscle stretch; sarcomerogenesis. NCBI's taxonomy places the organism in Eukaryota, Metazoa, Chordata, Testudines, Emydidae.
GGCCUGGACAGCCAAGUACCAGGGCUUGGACACACACAGCCGGGCUCACGCACACGCAGCCGGGCUCGAACACACACAGCUGGGCUCACGCACACACAGUUGGGCUCUCACACACACACACACACGGGCUCACCCCUCCCCCCCAGCAAGGCGUCCCACAGGGCGAGGAUGUUCGGCAAGAGCGUGGUGCUGCGCAGCGCGGGGGUGCUGUCGGCGGCCGAGCUGGGCUGCCUGGUGAAGGAGGAGGACGUGGUGCGGCACGAAUCCUUCACGGCUGAAUGGAGGGACCUGUCGCUCUCCACCAGGCCCGAGGAGGGCUGCUCCCUGCGGGAGGUGGACGAUCGGCGCAAGGAGACGUACUGGCAGCAGCAGGAGACGCGCUUCGUGGUGCAGCGAUCGCCCUGGCUCAUCAUGCGGCUGGGCCGGCUGGGCGAGCCCCUGGCCCGCUACCACCUGCCCUACCAGCGGGCGCUGCCCCUGCCCCUCUUCGUGCCGGCCGACCUGAGCGCCAAGGCCGAGCGGGGAGCCACCCCGCCCCAGCUGCGCCACAUGAUGGACUUCGAGACGGCGCUGGCCGGGGGCUCCCCGCCCAACGGGCAGUGCCGGGACAAGAAGGCCGUGGCGGAGAUCACCAAGGAGCUGCCCCCUGUCGUCCAGCCCAGCCGGCCCGACUUCGGCAAGGGUGACUUCCCCCGCUCCCUGUCCCGCUCCCUGUCCCAGGAGGCGCAGAGGGGCUGAGGGGCCGGGGCACGGACCUGCCCGAAGGGCUCUGCGUUCCCAGCUCACGGCUCCCCCUGCAUGAGAAAUACCCACGGUGAGCCGGGCAACGCGGGGUUACUGUAGAGGCCCAUCCCAGGGCCAAAGCCAUCCCGGUCGUAAGCUCAGCGAGGUUACGCCGUGGCUGCAUGUGGCUUUUCGAGUUAGACUGUGAGCUCUGUGGGGCAGGGACCAUGGGUUCGUACAGCACCGUGCAUGCUGAUGGUGCUGCAAUCGGAACGCUGUCUCUUUAAGAACGGUCUUCCCGGCUGAGCUGUCAAUCAGCUGUCAGCAAGGCUGUCACAGCAGCUGAUGGUCUUUGGGUCUAACAGCACAGCAGGGGGGAGGGGAGUGUGGGCUAGUGGUUAGAGCAGUCAGGGAGCCAGGACUCCUGGGUUCUAUCCCCAGAUCUGGCAGAGGAGUGUUGGCUAGCAGGUAAAGGAGUAGAGGGGGCUGGGAGCCAGGACUCCUGGGUUCUAUUCCCAGCUCCAGGAGGGGAGUGUGGGCUAGUGAGUAGAGAAGUCAGGGGCUGGGAGCCAGGACUCCUGGAUUCUAUCCCCAGCUGCGGCAGAGGAGUGUUGGCUAGCGGGUAGAGAAAUGGAGGGAGCUGGGAGCCAGGACUCCUGGGUUCUAUUCCCAGCUCCAGGAGGGGAGUGUGGGCUAGUGGUUAAUGUAAGUGACUGGGAGUCAAGAGAGCUGGGUCCUGUCCCUAGCCUGGGGAGGACAAGGGAUUAAGUGGAGAUGAGGGCAGAGCCGGGAAGUUGCAGUUGCCGGCAUGGGGGAAGCACAAGGCGAUGCUCAGCCGGCCGGUGCUGCAGGAGAAGGAUUAGUGCAUGAGGGGGACGAGCGGCUCCCCGCAGACGUCAGGACAUGGGUGACCCUAGGAGCUCAUUAGCAUCGUCAAUCCCCUGGGCUGAUAUUCUGGGGCGAGGAAUUCACCGUCCGCGUCCCCGUGUUCCUCGGCCUGCUGCUGUUACUGGGGCGCUCGGGGUAUGAGGCUGUCUGGCUAAUAAAAGGAGGAAAGGCGG